CGGCGGCCGCGGCUGCUGCCGGGGCUGUGUCGGGCAGGGACGGUUGUGCUGGCGGCUGAGGCUCGUGGCCAUGGAGUGGGGUUCGGAGUCGGCGGCUGUGAGACGGCACCGCGUCGGUGGGGAGCGCCGGGACGGCCCGGGGGCCACGCCGCCACCGGAGAGGGAGGCCCCGGCGCAGGCUUCCGUGGUGGACUCGUGCGGUGGCGGCGCAAGGACGCGGAAGCGGAGCGGGGAGGGGAGCGGCGCCGCGAGCCGGGGCGCCGGGAGCGGACUGUCUGAGGCGCGCGCCGCGCUGGGGCUGGCGCUUUACUUGCUCGCGUUGCGGACGCUCGUGCAGCUCUCGCUGCAGCAGCUCGUGCUGCGCGGGCCCCCUGGGCACCGCGGGGAGUUCGACGCGCGCCAAGCCAGGGAUUAUCUUGAACACAUAACAUCCAUUGGCCCCAGGACUACAGGAAGUCCAGAAAAUGAAAUUCUGACGGUGCGUUACCUUUUGGAACAGAUUAAAUUGAUUGAAGUUCAAAGCAACAGCCUUCACAAGAUUUCAGUAGAUGUACAGCGGCCCACAGGCUCCUUUAGCAUUGACUUCUUGGGAGGUUUUACAAGCUACUAUGACAAUAUCACCAACGUUGUGGUAAAGCUGGAGCCCAGAGAUGGAGCCCAGCAUGCUGUCCUGGCUAACUGUCAUUUUGACUCAGUGGCAAACUCACCAGGUGCCAGUGAUGAUGCAGUUAGCUGUUCGGUGAUGCUGGAAGUCCUUCAUGUCUUGUCAACAUCUUCAGAAGCCUUACAUCAUGCUGUCAUAUUUCUCUUUAAUGGUGCUGAGGAAAAUGUCUUGCAAGCCAGUCAUGGUUUCAUUACUCAGCACCCUUGGGCCAGCUUGAUUCGUGCAUUUAUUAACUUGGAGGCAGCAGGUGUAGGAGGAAAAGAACUUGUGUUCCAAACAGGUCCUGAAAAUCCUUGGUUGGUCCAAGCUUAUGUUUCAGCAGCUAAACACCCUUUUGCUUCUGUGGUGGCUCAGGAGGUUUUUCAGAGUGGAAUCAUUCCUUCAGAUACUGACUUCCGUAUCUACAGGGAUUUUGGGAACAUUCCAGGAAUAGACUUAGCUUUUAUUGAGAAUGGAUACAUUUAUCACACCAAGUACGACACAGCAGACAGAAUUCUAACAGAUUCCAUCCAGAGAGCAGGUGACAACAUUUUAGCAGUUCUUAAAUAUCUAGCUACAUCUGAUAUGUUGGCUUCUUCUUCUAAGUAUCGACAUGGAAACAUGGUCUUCUUUGAUGUGUUUGGCUUAUUUGUCAUUGCCUACCCCUCUCGUGUUGGCUCGAUAAUUAACUACAUGGUGGUAAUGGCUGUCGUUUUGUACCUGGGCAAAAAAUUCUUGCAACCCAAACAUAAGACUGCUAACUACACGAAGGACUUCUUCUGUGGACUUGGCAUCACUCUGAUAAGCUGGUUCACUAGCUUGGUUACCGUCCUCAUUAUAGCAGUGUUCAUCUCUCUUAUCGGACAGUCUCUCUCAUGGUAUAACCACUUCUAUGUCUCCGUUUGUUUGUAUGGAACUGCAGCUGUAGCUAAAAUAAUAUUCAUACAUACCCUCGCAAAAAGAUUUUAUUAUGUGCAUGCCAGUGACCAGUAUCUGGGAGAAGUCUUUUUUGACGUCUCGCUGUUUGUGCAUUGUGGUUUCCUCAUCGCUCUCACUUCUGGAGGACUUUGCUCGGCCUUUAUUAGUGCUGUCUGGGUGGCGUUCCCGUUGCUCACAAAGCUUGGCGUGCACAAGGACUUUAAGCAGCAUGGUGCUCAAGGAAAAUUUGUUGCCUUUUACCUUUUGGGGAUGUCUGUUCCUUAUCUUUAUGCAUUGUACCUCAUCUGGGCAGUAUUUGAGAUGUUUACCCCUAUCCUUGGGAGGAGUGGUUCGGAAAUUCCACCUGAUGAUGUUGUGCUGGCUUCCAUUUUGGCUGGUUGUACGAUGAUUCUCUCUUCCUAUUUCAUUAACUUCAUCUACCUUGCCAAAAGCACAAAAAAAACCAUGCUAACUUUAACUUUGGUAUGUUCAGUUACAUUCCUCCUUGUUUGCAGUGGAACUUUUUUCCCAUAUAGCUCCAAUCCUGCCAGUCCGAAGCCAAAGAGAGUGUUUCUUCAGCAUGUGACUAGAACAUUUCAUGACUUGGAUGGAAACAUAGUUAAACGGGACUCUGGAAUAUGGAUCAAUGGGUUUGAUUAUUCCGGAAUGUCUCACAUAACAUCUCACAUUCCCGAGAUCAACGAUACCAUCCGAGCUCACUGUGAAGAGAAUGCACCCCUCUGUGGCUUCCCUUGGUAUCUUCCGGUGCACUUUCUGAUCAGGAAAAACUGGUAUCUUCCUGCUGCAGAAGUUUCUCCAAGAGAUCCCGCUCAUUUCAGACUUGUAUCCAAAGAACAGACACCCUGGGAUUCUAUAAAGCUGACCUUUGAAGCAACAGGACCAAGCCAUAUGUCAUUCUAUGUUCGAACCCACAAAGGGUCAAUACUUUCUCAGUGGUCUCUCGGCAAUGGCACCCCAGUCACAAGUAAAGGAGGGGACUAUUUUGUAUUUUAUUCCCAUGGACUUCAGGCCUCUGCAUGGCAGUUCUGGAUAGAAGUACAGGUCUUGGAAGAACAGCCUGAAGGAAUGGUCACUGUUGCUAUUGCUGCCCACUAUCUCUCUGGGGAAGACAAGAGAUCCUCCCAGCUGGAUGCUCUGAAAGACAAGUUCCCAGACUGGACAUUUCCCUCCGCCUGGGUGUGCACCUACAACCUCUUUGUGUUUUAAUCUUGUGGAUGAGCUCUAAGUACAUGCCAGUGGGAUACUCCAUGUGACAUGGUUUCUCCCUGUGUUUCAUGGAUGUUUGUAAUAUGUCAGUGAAUUUUAAUGAGCAUAUGUUCAAAGAGCUUUGUGGGCUAACACUCUUCAGGGCCAAGACUAUAAUGGUUAUGCUGUGGGGUAGUGAUGCAUGGCCUUUUGACACUUGAAAAUGCCAGUUUUCUGGCGCUUAAGCACAUGUGGGUACUGCCACUACACACAUAUAUCAUUUUAUAUGACCUUAAGGACAAGAGCCAACAAACCACUUCAGUAGUUGUCCCCUUAGGAUCACGAACCAUGUAGAAGGUACUGUAAGACCACUGUUAAUGAGACAUGACAUUUCCAAUUAAAGCCCAAGACUACUGGUUGCGUCAGUGGAUCGUAGGUAAAGUAUUGUUCACUGCAGUGAUGAUUACCCCUUGACUCUGUAGGUCAUUAGAAAG
Messenger RNA from Ceratotherium simum simum (southern white rhinoceros), 3261 nucleotides. RefSeq names its product endoplasmic reticulum metallopeptidase 1 (gene ERMP1). Gene Ontology annotation, biological process: proteolysis. The record is from RefSeq and is a predicted model, not a curated record. NCBI's taxonomy places the organism in Eukaryota, Metazoa, Chordata, Mammalia, Perissodactyla, Rhinocerotidae. Gene Ontology annotation, molecular function: metalloexopeptidase activity.